This is a messenger RNA of Clarias gariepinus (North African catfish), 1471 nucleotides long. RefSeq names its product G protein-coupled receptor 31 (gene gpr31). Gene Ontology annotation, molecular function: G protein-coupled receptor activity. Gene Ontology annotation, biological process: G protein-coupled receptor signaling pathway. NCBI's taxonomy places the organism in Eukaryota, Metazoa, Chordata, Actinopteri, Siluriformes, Clariidae. The transcript has a single exon. The coding region runs from base 238 to 1185 and encodes 315 amino acids. Gene Ontology annotation, cellular component: membrane. The record is from RefSeq and is a predicted model, not a curated record.
UGCACUGGCAACAAGUCUGAGCAGUUUUAAGCGGCAGCGCGGAGUCACAGGAGCACUCUAACACUGGAGUACAGCUCGCGAAAGACCAAGCAAUAUGCUUCAGCAUUUUAGAAGCAUGCAAGAAGACUUUUUUGCUUCCUAGCCUUUUUUUUUUUUUUUUUUUUUUGAGUCUGCUGAAUACUUCAGGACAUCUCAAGAUUCAUUAAGCUGAGGAUUCCACUACUGACACUAAUACCAAUGGAAAACCAUGCAAGUGACAACUGUACAGCUGGAAGUAAGGAUCUGUACAAGUUCUACUUCUCGGUGAUGAUCGGGGAAUUUAUCCUGGCUCUUCCUCUGAACCUCACUGUGAUCUACCUCUUCAUCUUUAAACUCAAAUUCUGGAAAUCAAAAAGCAACAACAUUUUUCUGUUCAAUCUGGUGCUGGCGGAUAUCCUGCUGCUGAUUUGCUUGCCGGUCCGGGCGUACUACUUUCAGCGCGGAGAGAGACGGAGUAACAACAACACCAUCUGCAAGUCGGUGCUCUUUUUGCUGUUUUUGAACCGGGGAGCCAGCAUCGCCUUCCUGACUAUCAUUUCCAUCAACCGUUACUUGAGUGUGGUCCAUCCUAGCCUUAGGAACCCGUUCAAGAUCCGGAAACGGUCCUUCAUCAUCUCUGCUAUGGUCUGGGUUUUGCUUUUGCCUCUGACCAUCCCGUCCAUGCUGUCCACCUUUGAGUGCUGCAACGACAACGAAACAGAAGAGGACACCAGUAGUUUUUUUCGAGCGAACACCGCCACUGUUGUCUUCAGAGAGCUUGUGUUUUUUACAUCGGUUCUCCUCCCGUUUAUCAUCCUGGUCUACUGCGCCAUAAAGAUCACCAAAAGGCUGAAGGAGAAGACAGUCGGCGAAAGGACCAAGCUGAAGAGAGCGGUGUUCCUGGUCAUUCUGGUCGUCUUGGUGUUUUCUUUCUGCUUUUGGCCGUCUGCCAUUUCAAGGCUGGUGCUGCUUAUAGUCAGAGAACAGAAUCUUCCGAAUGCAGAAGAAAUCGCGGUUCAGGUCUACGACGGCCUCAUGUGCCUCUCGUAUCUGGAUUGUCUGCUGGACCCGAUCGUCUACUGUCUGAGCAGUACCAAGUUCAAGAAUUUGUAUAUAGCCACUUAUCUGCCUUUUUUGCUAAAGGGACAACAUGCCGAACAUCACUGAAACAUUACCAUGUGUGCAAACACACAAAACAAACUAAAAACUAAACGCUGAACAUCCACCAUAAUGUUCAAGAGUCUUGUUGAAACUGUGAUGGUUUUAAUCUUUUUUUUUUUCAUUUUAAAAAACAAAAAAUGUGCUAUUUGUCAGUUUAAUUGUACUGUUGUCCAUUUUUUCUUUUUGCCUUAUUUUAUUUAUACACUGACACACACCAGACCAUCUAUCAUGUGCUGUACAGCUUUUACAAUUUUACAUUUUAUUCUCAUUAAAAAAGCUGUUUUUUUUAAAA